GCGCGCAUGACGUCACCCGUGCUUGAGAGGGUCCAGACUCCACUGCGCGCAGCAUCCCGUUUUAGCAACUAAAGACCACAGGAGCGGAGCCCCCCAUCCGCCCACCCCAAGCCCACUGUCCUCAGAGGAUGGCGGAGAGCGAGGCCGACACCCCGAGCACCCCCGUGGAGUUCGAGAGCCGCUACUUCGAGUUUGAGGGGGUGCGGCUGCCGCCCUUCUGCAGGGGCAGGAUGGAGGAGAUCUCAGACUUCUCCAUCCGGAGCAGCGACAUCUGGAUCCUCACCUACCCCAAGUCAGGCACCAGCCUGCUGCAGGAGGUGGUGUACCUGGUGAGUCAAGGAGCAGACCCUGAUGAGAUCGGCCUGAUGAACAUUGACGAACAGCUGCCGGUCUUAGAGUACCCACAGCCUGGACUGGACAUCAUACAGGAGCUGACAUCACCUCGCCUGAUAAAGAGCCACCUCCCCUACCGAUUCCUCCCCUCAGCCCUGCACAAAGGAGAAGCCAAGGUGAUCUACAUGGCCAGAAACCCCAAAGACCUGGUGGUGUCCUACUACCAGUUCCACCGUUCUCUCAGGACCAUGAGCUACCGAGGAACGUUCCAGGAGUUUUGCCGUCGCUUCAUGAAUGAGAAAUUGGGAUACGGCUCCUGGUUUGAACAUGUUCAGGAAUUCUGGGAACAUCGCAUGGACUCAAACGUCCUCUUCUUAAAGUAUGAAGACAUGUAUAAGGACCUGGGCACCAUGGUGGAGCAGCUGGCCCGCUUCCUGGGUGUUUCUUGUGACAAGGCUCAGCUGGAGAGCAUGGUGGAGAGCUGUCACCAGCUGAUCGAACACUGCUGCAGCUCCGAGGCUCUGUCCAUGUGCAGGGGUCGAGUGGGUCUGUGGAGGGACGUCUUCACCGUCUCCAUGAACGAGAACUUUGACGCUGUGUACAGACAGAAGAUGGGCAAGUCCGACCUAACCUUUGACUUCAGCCUGUGAGGAGCGCCGGACGUCACACCUCUCUGAACUGUUUCGGUCCUCCCACGUUGAAUUUAUCACGUCUUAUUAAACGUUUAAAACGAGCUCUGACUUUCUGGACAUCCACUGGAGGCUCAGGCGUCUACACCCCCAGGAUCAGCUGGUUUCUGGUCUGAUCAGCUUCACUGAACUGCAGCUGGAACAACAAACAGCAGUGGACCCCACCAGAACAUCAGGAUUUCAAACAGGAAGAGCUUCUCUAUGAACAGGAAGUGGCGUGUGGUUCAGUCAUCCAGUGUUCUAACUUCAUUGGGCCUGCUUGUGUUCUCCAAACUGGCCUGGUGAGGGAACAACACAGUCUAUUUUCUUGUUUUCUUUGAAAGUCUUGUGAUAUUUUGACCAGAACCAGAACUGGGUGAAUAAAGAACAAAGAUCUGGUGUUUUAGGACUCGGCCUCCCCCUCAGACCGGGUCAUCACAAUCAGAACACCUCAGACGUUACCUGAGUUUGAUUUGACUCACUGCAGUCAUGUGACACAUCACAGAGUUUCCUGGUUGGUCUUUCUGCUGAGUCUCAGAAGAUGUGUCUAAAACACGUAGAGACCUCUGCAGCGCUCAGGUGUGUUCGCUAACGGCUAAAGAAGAGCUACGAUCGUCCGCACAUCCGUUCAGUCUGUCCCUCAACAACUGAACUAAAUCUGUAUAGAAAUCUAAGCUAAAGAUCUAAAUAUUAGGGCCGGGAAUCGAUACAAAAGAUGAACUAAUUAAUCGCAAACUGGAAAAAUGAAUCAAAAAUGAAUCGCGAUUAAUCGUGAUAAUUUUUUGUUUUUUGUCUCACUAUUUGAAGAAAACUUAUUAUCUGUGAAUAUCACAGUAUGAAAUUAAACACAAAACUCUACAUUUACAACAUUAUUUUUAAUUACUGCUGUCAAUCGAUUAUAAAAGAAUCUGAUUAAUUACACUUGUGUGUUGUGAUUAAUCACGAUUAAUCACAAUGUUUUACCAGGUAAAAUUUAUUUGUAUAACGGAUCAGAUAGUUUGUUUUUUAUGAAAGAGUGAUCUAAACCACAAAAAGCAAGAAUAAAGUAAUAAAAAGCGAUUGAAUAUUUAUUUAUUCUGUUAGUGAUCAUGGUAUAAACGGGAUAAUAACCGACGAAAUGUUUUAACUCAUGAAUCCUGAACCACCGAGUAAAGCGAAGAACUAUUUCUUUAAUUAAUUUGCGUUAAUACAUAUUAACCCGUUAAUUAUUUUUUGAUUAAUCGCGUGCGUUAACGCGUUAAUGUUCACUGCCCUACUAAAUAUCCAUUCUUAAAAAUAAAAAUAAAAUAGAGAGAGAAAGGUUAUUCUGACAAUAGACUGACUGUUUAUUUCUCUAUGAAAGUCUAUGGGAUUUUGGCUUCUUGGAGCCAGGAAGUACUUCCUGUUUAGAACACCAGGGGGAGGAGUCACUCGGUCCACUUAAGUACAGUCAAUGUAAAUAAGCAGCAUAGUAAUGAGGGGUCAGGUACCCUUUAAAUGACUUCACGGAGCAAAAGAGAAGCACACAGAUGGACAGCAGAGGCAGAGUGAGACCUCUCGUCUGUGUUUGCAUAAUAUAAACUGUAUAGACAUCUAAAUAAAUCUGUAUUUACCACAAACGU
Molecule: messenger RNA, 2602 nt
Organism: Oryzias melastigma (Indian medaka)
Lineage: Eukaryota; Metazoa; Chordata; Actinopteri; Beloniformes; Adrianichthyidae
Gene: sult4a1
Product: sulfotransferase family 4A, member 1
Exons: 7
Coding region: 129-983 (284 amino acids)
Biological process (GO): sulfation
Cellular component (GO): cytoplasm
Molecular function (GO): sulfotransferase activity
Source: RefSeq, a predicted model, not a curated record